Messenger RNA from Caenorhabditis remanei, 2055 nucleotides. RefSeq lists its product as uncharacterized. Gene Ontology annotation, cellular component: cytoplasm. Gene Ontology annotation, biological process: threonyl-tRNA aminoacylation. NCBI's taxonomy places the organism in Eukaryota, Metazoa, Nematoda, Chromadorea, Rhabditida, Rhabditidae. Bases 1 to 2055 code for a protein of 684 amino acids. The transcript has 5 exons. The record is from RefSeq and is a predicted model, not a curated record. Gene Ontology annotation, molecular function: threonine-tRNA ligase activity; ATP binding.
AUGUCGAAGGCGCCAACUGAGCUUGAACCAUGGCCAGCUUUCAUUGAGGAAAGAAUUAAGCUUUGGGACAAGUUAAAACUCGAAUAUGACGCGGAAAUCGCAGCUAAAGUGUCGGAGCCGAUUGAGAUUACACUGCCGGACGGAAAAGUUCAUGACGGCAAAUCCUGGCGUACUACUCCUUUCGAGAUUGCUGAGAAAAUCUCCAAGGGGCUUGCUGAGGCUGCCGUUAUUUCUAAGGUCAAUGGAGUUGUUUGGGAUUUGGACCGUCCUUUCGAAGGAAACGCAACUUUGGAACUUUUGAAGUUUGAGGAUGAUGAGGCCAAGCAGGUCUUCUGGCAUUCUUCUGCCCAUGUUCUCGGAGAAGCCAUGGAGCGAUAUUGUGGAGGACAUCUUUGUUAUGGACCACCGAUUGAGGAAGGUUUCUACUAUGACAUGUGGCACGAGAAUCGUACAAUCAGCCCGGAAGACUUUCCGAAAAUUGACCAGAUCGUGAAAGCUGCAGUGAAAGAUAAGCAGAAGUUUGAACGUCUUGAAAUGACAAAGGAAAAUCUCUUGGAGAUGUUCAAGUAUAACGAGUUCAAGGUUCGUAUUAUCAAAGAAAAAAUCAACACCCCCAAAACCACUGUCUACCGAUGUGGACCACUCAUCGAUUUGUGCCGUGGCCCACAUGUUCGUCACACCGGAAAAGUGAAGGCAAUGGCUAUCACGAAAAACUCAUCGUCUUAUUGGGAGGGUAAAGCUGAUGCUGAAUCAUUGCAACGCCUUUAUGGAAUUUCUUUCCCGGAUUCCAAACAACUGAAAGAAUGGCAAAAAUUGCAAGAAGAAGCAGCGAAAAGAGAUCAUCGUAAACUCGGAAAAGAACAAGACUUGUUCUUCUUCCACCCGCUUUCACCUGGAUCCGCUUUCUGGUAUCCAAAGGGAGCUCAUAUCUACAACAAAUUGGUUGAUUUCAUCAGAAAACAAUACAGAAGACGUGGAUUCACUGAAGUCAUCACCCCGAAUAUGUACAACAAGAAAUUGUGGGAGACUUCGGGACAUUGGCAGCAUUAUUCAGAAGAUAUGUUCAAAAUUGAAGUAGAGAAAGAAGAGUUUGGAUUAAAACCAAUGAACUGUCCUGGACAUUGUCUUAUGUUCGGUCAUAUGCCACACACAUACAACGAGCUUCCAUUCCGUUUCGCCGAUUUCGGUGUCUUGCAUAGAAAUGAGAUGUCUGGUGCCCUCACCGGACUCACACGUGUUCGUCGUUUCCAACAAGACGACGCUCACAUUUUCUGCCGUAAGGAUCAAAUUGCCGAAGAAAUCAAGCAAUGCCUCGACUUCCUCGAGUACGCGUAUGAGAAAGUAUUCGGUUUCACUUUCAAAUUGAACUUGUCCACAAGACCAGAAGGUUUCCUUGGAGAAAUUGAGACAUGGAACCAAGCCGAAGCCGAUCUCACUGAAGCGCUGAAUGCUACUGGAAGAAAGUGGGCUCUCAAUCCAGGAGAUGGAGCUUUCUACGGACCAAAAAUCGACAUUACUAUCCAAGAUGCAUUGAAGAGAAAUUUCCAAUGCGCUACCAUUCAACUUGACUUCCAGCUUCCAAACCAAUUUGACCUGUCGUAUUUUGAUGAGAAAGGAGAAAAGCAACGGCCAGUUAUGAUUCAUCGGGCUGUUCUCGGAUCCGUUGAAAGAAUGACCGCAAUUCUUACUGAAAGCUAUGGAGGAAAAUGGCCGUUCUGGCUUUCACCAAGACAGUGUAAAAUCAUCACUGUUCACGAGUCUGUCAGGGAUUAUGCUAGUGAUGUCAAGAAGAAGAUCUUCGAAGCUGGAUUUGAAGUUGAAUACGAUGCCACCUGUGGGGAUACCAUGAACAAGCAGGUACGAAACUCGCAACUGGCUCAAUUCAAUUUCAUUCUCGUAAUCGGAGCUAAAGAAAAAGAGAACGGAACCGUAAAUGUUCGUACAAGAGACAAUGCUGUCCGUGGAGAAGUUCCACUAGAGAAAUUGCUCUCAAAGUUCAGAAGAUUCGCCGACGAACAUGUGGCUGACACCGAGAAGGCUGAAGAGUGGGAGUAA